CAACCGAGCCAGAUAAACAGAAACAACACAACAGUGUGGUCGUGGUACGGUGUAUGGUUCGUUUCGUUCAAAUUGUUUUCGGGUAUUUUGGCGUCUCGUACCUCGUUACGGAUUUGGAUUUUCCUUCCGGCGUAUUGAAGAAGAAAACAAUAGCAUCAGUUGGAUAUUAAAGAAUUUAUGAUUUAUUUAUUAUAAAAGCAAGAAAGAUUAAUUUAUAUUUCCAUUAAAAAAUAAACAAUAUCAUACAUGCUUGGUGUUUGUUGUUGUGGAUUGAUGAAGAUGAGUUAUUGAAAGAAAUUAAAAAAAAAAUUGCAUUGAAAUGAAAUACGAUAUGUGAUCAAAUAAAACCGCCUAACAAGUGCUAAGUACAACAACAGCAAGCAACAAAAGAAGAAGCUGCAAAAAGGAACUUUUUUCAAAUUAGAUAAAACAAAAAAAGUGAAAUAAAGUGAUAAAAAGUAUCAAACAAAGAGAUUAACAAACUAAGUGGCGAAUAUAAAGUGAUGACAGUCAAGUACUAAUAGGUGUAAUAAAAAAAAAAAUAACAAAAAAGCAAAACAGCGGAGUCAUUACAUUUUGUUGUUAUCAAAACAAUUGUGAAAAAAAAAAACAAAAAUAACAGCAACUUGGUAUCUACCGGUGUUCCAACAAAAGGGCGAAGAAAAGAAAGAAAACAAAAAAUAAAAAUUUGCCGGUCUAACAAAAAAAGCGUUAUUGUUGUGUUUGUAUCUCAAUUACUUGCGUUUGCUUUGAUUUGACCUCGCUUAGAAGAGUGCCUUUCCUACCCUUCUACAAACCGACCAGCCAACUACGUACUUCCAUCCCCUGACGGUGUUGUCUGCAACAGCCCUUUUAACGAUUAAAGUUUGUCUGAUUCUAAUAUCAAUCGACGUCGGCGACCAGGACGACCAUUCAACCCGCAAGGAAUAUAACAACAAACAAUAUCAAAUCCACCACCUCCUCCCGCCGUUUUCGGUACAACCAACCUUCAAUGCUUUCGAACUUAGUGAUUUAGUUUUGUGCCGCCGCCACCGUUGUUCUUUUCGCUUUAUGCUUACCUACCCAUGUUUGUGUGAUUUGUUUUCAUCGCAGUGUUCUUCGUCAUCAUCGUGUUUUUUUAGUUUAUUUUGCAACACUUGUUAGUUAACCACAUUUUGCCGGCAAAACAUAAACGAGAAUAGCAGCAGCAGCAGCAGCAGGAACAACAACCAUAGUAACUUCAGACUUUGGUAACAAAAACAAAACAUCAUUAACCUCAUGCAUAGCAGCAGCAACAACAACAACAGCACAUCGGCAAAUAUUGGCAAGGCAAGAGUUCUUCUAUAAAAGGGCAAUAAAAAUUACAGCAACAACAAAAACAUCACACAACAUAACAAAGGAGUCAAGAGCACAACGGCCCAGCCAGGCAACCAAAGAGACUCCAAAAAUCAGCAACAACAACAACCGCAAUAUUUGAGAGAACAACAACAAAUGGAAAUGCAAAAUUGAGCUUUUGGUUUGAUUGGCACUUAGCACUUCUCACAUAAAAAUAACUGGAAGAGGAAGAGCUUCAUCUUUGGCAUCAUUGGCUCUCCCUCUCAAGAGAAUAGCCCCACGAAAAUAACAAACAGAGUGAAUAAAAUUUACAACUGCCAAAAGAAAAACUAUUUGUUUUUUUAAUCAAGAAAAUAUUUUUAAAAUUUCUUUCGGAAAAAAGAAGAAAAACAACAAUGUUUUAUAGAACAUUCAACAUUUCCAUUAAUUCUUGCAACAACAACAACAACAACAAAAUGAGUUCCUUUGAAGAUCGCAACCAACCGUUUGCUAAAACAGCAAAAGAAAAAUUAUCCUCAUCAUCGUCACCUCUAAACUGCCUUUAUUUUGGAACAAAUCUUUACCGUCCUUUGUUUAUAACAAUACUCGUUAUAAGUUGCCUACUGGCCAAUGUCCAAUUUACAUUGGGCCAACAUGCCGCUGCACCUCCUCCUCCCAUUGCCGCUGCUCUAGCAUCACCGGGUGGAUCUUCAAUAUUGGAACAAUUUAGUCCGAACUGUACGGUUGUAUCACCAAUAUUCCAGAGUCGUGGCAUCGAUCCAGCUGAAAUUCCACAAAAACCUAGUAAUGAAAUGGGUUUACGCUACUGUGAAUCGCCAUCUGUGGGCACUUGUUGCACACACAGCAUGGAAACGAAAAUGGCCAUGCAGUCACGUCUACAAUUGGAGAAACAUUCCAAAGAACAAAUCCUAAAGAUGUCAAAAACAUUAAGUGAUAAAGCGCAAAAAUUUAACGAAAAUUUUCGCAAACUUUUACAAGAAUCCAAAACCGAAUUCAAUAAUAUGUUCACACGGACCUACGGUGUGAUAUAUCAACAGAAUGCCUAUGUAUUUUCGGAUUUGUUCAGUGAAUUGGAAAACUACUACAAUCGGGGACGUGGUGAUCUCUUGGAUGUUAUGGACACAUUCUUCAGUACCUUAUAUCAGAAAAUGUUUCAAGUUCUCAAUGUCCAGUACACGUUUGAUGAAAAUUACCUGCAAUGUGUCAGCAAAUACAUGAAGGAUCUUAAACCCUUUGGAGAUGUACCCGAUAAACUGUCCGUCCAAAUUAAAAGAUCAUUUGUGGCAACCAGAACCUAUGGUCAAGCUUUGAGUACGGCGGCGGAUGUUUCCAAACGAUUGAUCAAUAUACGUUUGAAUGCCGACUGUACUUCGGCCCUAACCAAAAUGCAGCACUGUGGCUCAUGCAAGGGCUACACGGAAAAGCCCUGCACCAAUUAUUGCGUUAAUGUUAUCAAAGGUUGUCUACACUAUUUCAAUGAAUUGGACACGGAAUGGGAGAAUUUUGCCGGUGCUAUGGACAAAGUAGCGGAACGUUUACUGGGUUCUUUUAAUAUUGUUAUGGUUGUGGAACCAAUUAAUAUUAAAAUAUCCGAAGCUAUUAUGAAUUUCCAGGAUGCCGGCCCCGAUAUUACCACUCGUGUCUUCUCUGGCUGUGGCCGUCCCCCUUUGAGUCGUUCAAGACGCAAUAUCAAUCCCAAGUUUAUGGCAACGAGCGAAGAAACCGCCAAGCAUAGUACAAAACGUUCUGCCGUUGAACAAAUGGAAAGUGAUAUUCUGGAUAUUGAUGCUUCCUUGGAUGAUGCCAUUAUAUUGAGAGAGAAACGUGCUGCUGAUCCCGGCAAUCGUGAUAGCAGUGAGAAUGGUGGUGGCAAUAACAACAAUCGACGCAACAACAAUAACAAACGUAAACAACAAAAUCGUAAAAAUGAUGAUAACGAUUUCAGUGGUCGUGAUCCAGCUCUGGACAAACUGGUCAAGGAUGUACGUCAACGCAUCAAGGACUAUAAGAAAUUCUGGUCAAAUUUACCCCAUCAAAUUUGCAGUAAUGAAGAAAUUUCAACAUCCAGUGAUGCUGAUGGUAUGUGCUGGAAUGGUCAUACAAUUGAUAGAUAUAUGCACUCGGUGACGACUGAGCAUGGUUCCAAUCCUGAAUUUCCUGGAAAUCCUUCCACGCCCAAACAAACUAGUCAAGUUGCCUCGCAAGUCAUGUCUUUAAAAAAUGCCAUUAAUCAUCUGAGAAAUGCCUACAAUGGUCAGGAUGUUGUUUGGAGUGAUGAUGAAGAACCCUAUGAUGGCAGUGGUGCUGGUUCCGGAGCUGGUGUUGAUGAUGAAGACGAUGAUGACGAAGGUUCUGGCUUGGGAAGUCCCUUUACACCUAGCCAUCGGCCAGAUCAUACCGAACGUCCCAAUAAUCGUGUCGACGAUGAAGACGAUGACGAAGAUGUGGUCCAACAACGAACUAAUGUUGGACAUGGCAUUAGCGGUGGCUUACCAACACAAAGCUCUGGGCCACAUAGUCCUCAUGAUACCAACGUACUGGAUGAAGAUGAUGGCGAUCAGCACCAGGGUCAUCAUGACGACGAUGAAGAUCUCAAGUCAAGCGGGUCAGCGAGACCUGAAAAAAUGUCUUUACGUCGCGCUCUAUUCAUGUAUCUAAUGCCAUUGUAUAUGGCUUGGUUUGGUGGCAUCGUUGUCGAUUUGCUGUGAUUUGUUAUUUAGAUUUUUAUUUGUUUUUUACGUUCGUUUUUUAAGUUUUAUUUAAAACAAAAGAAAUUCUAUGAUAAAUUUUUGUGUAGGAUAAACGGAAAGUAGCAAAACAAAAUGAAAAAAUUUUGAACAAAAAAGUAAAGAAAUGCAAAAAAUGUGGGUGAUAGUUAAAACAAAACAAACAAACAAAAUGGAGAGAAAAAAUCUCCUCUUUAGGGAAUUUUGAAAAAGAAAUGCAAAGGUCGUCUUGAAAUCAAGCCUAUUUUAUAGUUCUUCUUUCUGUACAUACAAAUUAUACAUAAUAUUAUGUAUUUCUUUUUUGUUUAAACAAUUGGCUAGAUUUUUCUUUUGGAAAACUAUCUAACUAUCCACACAACUUUUUAUAUUGAAAAGAAACAAUUAACCCCAACUGCCUAAAGCAAUAGCCCUUAACACAAAAUGGGCUUAAAAAUGAGUUAAUAAGAAUUUUAUUUUCAUAAUUAUCAAUAGAAAUAUUGAGAAAUAUUUUUUCUAUUGCUAUAAUUUUGAGAGGUUAUCAUUUAACAUCCUCAGCCAUUUCCUUAGUCAUGAUUAUUGAAAAAUUAAGUAAAAUCUUAUAGUGUAUAGGACUAAAAAGUAAACACACAAUCACCCGAAGCAACAAAACAAUCUAUAUACGUAAUGCAAAUAUGAUGUUUCAAAAACUCCCUCUCCUAAAUCUAACCUAACUUUUUUAUAUAUACACACACACAUUGUAGUUGUUAAGCCUCAAAUAUUUACAUUUAUAAAUUUUAAUAACCAUCGAUAUAUUUAUAUAUUUUGUUAGAUUUUAAAGAAAGUAAAAAAAACACAAUGAUAAAUGUAUAAAUUCUAGACGAAGAAAACGAAUGCAUUUGUAAUAUUAAAUAUUUUUACCUAAAUUACAACUUAAAUGUUACCCUUCCCUUGUGACUCCCGAUCAUUGUAACCAUGAUCCCUCCAAAAGGUGUUUGUAUAAACUAUGUAAAGCAUGUUGUCUGAUUCUAAAAAAUAUCCUGCAUCAUUUUAUUUUAUUGGUGAAAAAUGAAUUUAUCUGGGUAUAUUUUUUAACUGUAUUCUGUCUGUACUAAUUCUUCCUCAAAAGUUCAAAUGUGUUGUUGAUUUUCUCCAAGCUUUGCACAUCUCAACAUUUUAUUUAACAAAAAUAAGUGCCAUUGGUCAACUUUUCUGGUACCAUUUUAAAAAUUAUUUAGGUCCGAAUAUGGACAAUAUCGGUCGGGUACCUCCUCCAUAAAAGAUCAAGUUGUAAAAUAUCCAUUACUCAUAUUGUAUAAAAAAUAUAUACCCUUUUUAGCGAGUAACUUGGAAUAUUACCAUAGGCUGCAGGUAUGAAACUGUCGACAAAGCCGACAGAUACGUUCUAAGCAUGGAAUAAUUAUUGUUUUAUUUUUCGUAGCCUUUAAUAUUUUAACAACUGGAUAAAUCCUAAAAUUUGUAAAAAUAGUUUCAAAGUGAGUGUUCGGCCAAAAACACCUACUCAUUUUAUUUUAUUGGUGAAAAAUGAAUUUAUCUGGGUAUAUUUUUUAACUGUAUUUAAAAUUUAAAAAAUCUGUUAUAAUCCAACACAAGCAAAUAUCCAACGACUUUGAUGACCAUUAUAUGCGCGCUUUCUUUGUUUUUUUUUUUCUGGAAAUAUUUCAAAUGACCCUAUUCUCCUUUGUGGGGCAAAAUGAUUUUUAUAUCUAUGGCAAAUACUAUUAUCUUUCUGCUCUGAAUUCUACAUUUUACCAAAACAUUCAAAACAUCAUUUGUAUCAAACAACAUACUUUAUUUAGGCUUUACAAUUAAAUAACAUAGUAAUUAAAAAUAAUAAUAAUAAUUGUACUAAAUUGAAUUAAAAAACGAACUAGAAAUCGGCGUAUAUAAGAUCGUGUGACGAAGACAAUCGUUAAAAUGUAAAAACGUCACGUCAAACCAGAGGUCGACAUAUUUCAUUCUACGGUGCAGACUAGAGCGACCUAAAAUAGGAUUUGAGUUUUAAAUUAAAUAUCCAAUCACACCUUUGUAUACAUACACAUUUUCAAAAUUCUUUGAUAUUAGGUUUACACAGAAGAAUUAUAAGAAAAAAAAAGAAUGAAACAUAUAACAAAAAUGUGCAAUUUAUUAAAAAAAAAACAUGGAAAACAAACAUAACUACUAAUCAUAAAUGAAAUGAUUAGCGUAAAACUUUGUUCAGCCUAAAAGUAUACUUUAAAAUUCAAUUUAACAUAAAGAAUAAAGUUCGAAACGUGAAAAGUAUCUGUUCCAUUAAGGAAUUUGAAAAAAAAAAAACUCCAAAACAAAUCAUUUAUUUGGUAUAAAUAACAAUUUUAAAUUAAUUAAUUUAUUUAUAAAAUUAAUGUUUGUCCAAAAAGAUUUCUUCCACUAGUUUUGUUUUCUAAUUUAAUUUUGCAUUUAAUUUCUGUUAAGCAAUAUCGAAUUUUUUAACCAAACACUACUUAUUAUUUAGACAUAUAUACAUAGGUACAUAUUUAUAAAUAUAAUAAAACCAUAUGCUUUGCUUUAAUUACCAUUCUGUUUGUAUGUAAUUUUCUAUGUUUUUUUUUUUUUUUUUUUCAUUUGACUGAUUUAUAAUUUAUUUUGCGAUGUAAUUCUUCCAUUAAUACUUUGUAUUGUUUUUUAUUUUAAUUUUUGUAGUUGUGUCUAUUCGUACAAUACGUACCAUCCAUACCAUUAUUUAAGUUAUACAUUAAUUAGUAUCGUAAUAUACAUAUUUACUAAUCACUAAAAGAAAACCCUUAUUUCAUAAUUUUAUAAAUAUAUAUCAUAAUAUAAAAACGAAAUUUCUAUGAUAAUGAGAAGAUGACAAUGAUGUUGUAUGUGACGUAUGUGAUUAUAAAAAAAAAUAAUAAUAAUUUAAUAAACAACCGAAUAUUAUUUAAAGAACA
Molecule: messenger RNA, 6928 nt
Organism: Musca domestica (house fly)
Lineage: Eukaryota; Metazoa; Arthropoda; Insecta; Diptera; Muscidae
Gene: dlp
Product: glypican-4
Exons: 8
Coding region: 1710-4022 (770 amino acids)
Biological process (GO): cell migration; regulation of signal transduction; regulation of protein localization to membrane
Cellular component (GO): extracellular region; cell surface; synapse
Source: RefSeq, a predicted model, not a curated record